This is a messenger RNA of Centropristis striata (black sea bass), 2596 nucleotides long. RefSeq names its product MPV17 mitochondrial inner membrane protein like 2 (gene mpv17l2). The transcript is spliced from 6 exons. Lineage: Eukaryota; Metazoa; Chordata; Actinopteri; Perciformes; Serranidae. Gene Ontology annotation, biological process: mitochondrial ribosome assembly. Gene Ontology annotation, cellular component: cytoplasm; membrane. The record is from RefSeq and is a predicted model, not a curated record. Bases 298 to 939 code for a protein of 213 amino acids.
AAACUGGGAUCUGUGUAUUUCCUGGAGCUGUUCUGCCUGUUGCUCCUCCAGACCGACAGGUGGCGCUCCAACAUUUACCGUGUUCCGGUAAAACCGUUAAACCGGUGUGAUGCUGAAGUCCAUUCUGCCGGUUGUGUUCAGGUGUGUUUCCCUCCGGUAGGACUCGUGUUUAACCUCCGUGAUUCGGGUUCAGGUAGAUGACCUGAUGAAGCUCUGAGCUGAAACCACCAUCAGAUCCCUCCAGCUGAUCAUCGUCCCUCAGAGAGAGACUCGGUAGAUGACCCUCUCUCUGCCGCCAUGCUUCCCCGGGUGGGGAACUUCCUGGUGCGGAUCCGGUUCAGCUGGCAGCCGUUGUUCCAGGGCCGGGCGCUGCUGCUCACCAACACGCUGAGCGGAGGAGUGCUGCUGGGGCUGGGAGACGUCCUGCAGCAGAGCCGCGAGAUCCUAAAGAAACCAGACAAGGUCCGAGACUGGAGGAGGACAGGCUGCAUGUUCUCGGUGGGCUGCUCCAUGGGGCCCAUGCUGCAGUACUGGUACAUGUGGCUGGACAAACUGUUUGUAGGAAACGCUCUGAAAACAGUCGGCAAGAAGGUUCUGGUGGACCAGCUGGUGGCCUCGCCGUUUCUAGGGAUGUGGUACUUCUUAGGUAUGGGUGUCAUGGAGGGACGAGGUUUAUCAGAAGGAUGGAAGGAGUUCAGAGACAAGUUCUGGGAAUUUUAUAUGGUGGACUGCUGCGUUUGGCCUCCGGCUCAGAUGAUCAACUUCUAUUUCCUCUCACCUAAGUUCCGGGUGGUGUACAUCAACUUCGUCACCUUGGGCUGGGACACCUACCUGUCCUACCUGAAACACAGAAAGGAGGAGCCGCCAUCAGACAGCAGCAGCUCUGAGGAGGAACAUCUCCCUCCGUCCAAACGUCUGGAGGAGGAAACUCAGAGAUGAAGUUCAUCACCGGCUGAAUAACAUGUUGCUGUUUUUAUCUGGUAAAACUUAUUUUCUGCCUUUGCAGAAAGUUGUGAGACUGAUAUAAAAGAGGUAUUUUUCCUCUGACAAACUGUUCCCACUCAAGUUUAAAAGAACAGUUUAGUUAAGAACUGUUUCUUUAAGAACCGUUUCUUUAAGAACUGUUUCUUUAAGAACUGUUUCUUUAAGAACGGUUUCUUUAAGAACGGUUUCUUUAAGAACUGUUUCUUUAAGAACCGUUUCUCUAAGAACUGUUUCUAUAAGAACUGUUUCUUUAAGAACUGUUUCUAUAAGAACUGUUUCUAUAAGAACUGUUUCUAUAAGAACUGUUUCUUUAAGAACUGUUUCUAUAAGAACUGUUUCUAUAAGAACUGUUUCUUUAAGAACUGUUUCUAUAAGAACUGUUUCUUUAAGAACUGUUUCUUUAAGAACUGUUUCUUUAAGAACCGUUUCUUUAAGAACCGUUUCUUUAAGAACCGUUUCUUUAAGAACUGUUUCUUUAAGAACUGUUUCUUUGAGAACUGUUUCUUUAAGAACUGUUGUGGCUGUAAGUUGAAUGCUGUAGAGUUUCAUUGUGUCUGUGUCCAGUCUGUCUGUUUAUUAUGUGAAUGAUGUGACUUCUGUUGGACAUUCAGGGAUAAAAGCUGUUUCUCUGCCAGUCAUAUAUAUUAUAUAUUAUAUAAUAAUAUAAUAUAACUACUAUAACUGCUGCCUGAUCGUACGGUGAGUUCAGUUCCUGUGAUGUUAAUAAUAAUGUCUGGAGGUGAAGUGGAGGCGACACAUCAAACAGAAUCACUUCCUGUCCAUCACACUCCUGAGGUCAGAUCCAGAGUUCCUUCAUUAAAGGGAUCAAACAUAUAAAGAGACAUUGGCUAUCCUUUAUUCUAAUGAGGGCGAAGUGCUAGAUUCCUGUUUCUAACACGUUUUGAGGACAGAAAUCCAUCAGUGACCGUAUUAAUUUAUAUUUACACUGACCUGUUAUGAUUCCUGUCCUGCCCACUCCACUUUAAUCAGAUUGUUCUGUGAAACAGCAGAUCCCCAAAUCAGCCUCUAGUGAGAAACUCACAUUGUCACCCAAAGAUUUGAAUUAUCGAACAUCCAAUAGAGAUUAGUUCCUCCGUUUGACUGGUUUGUUAUGAAAGAAUCAUUAGUGAUGUAAAACAGAUAUUAUGUUUUUGUUUCUGUGACAUUGAACCGUAUAAACUUUGCCUUAAUAUCUAGACCUUUGCUCUGUUUUCAUGCCAAUAACUUCAUCUUCAGGUUGUCCUUCUGUGAUGUUGAUUUAAAUUAACUGCAUGAUUGUGAUAAUGUGCUUAAAGGAAAUCUAUAUUAUUAAAUAUAAACUCUAUUUUUAUCAUAUCAAACUGAAUCCUCAGCGAGACGUAAACCUGAUUAACAGACUGAAGAAGUGAAAUUCAUUUUUUUUUAUUAGGAAUGCUAAUAAGUGUGGUACGUAGGUAUACGGUCCUGUAUAUCUCCUUUAUAAUAAAUUAUUUCCUUUAUAAGAUCAACAUGUGAAUUUGUGAAGCAGCUGAUUAUACGUGUUUGUGUUCAUGUAACAUAUUACCAUCAAUCUGAACUGUCUCCAGAUAAAAUGUACAAUUAGUGUAAUGUCUGUAAAGAACUUUAAAACUAA